Messenger RNA from Notodromas monacha, 3768 nucleotides. The record is from the annotation of a GenBank genome assembly. NCBI's taxonomy places the organism in Eukaryota, Metazoa, Arthropoda, Ostracoda, Podocopida, Cyprididae.
CAAUAAAUUAUCACUUUCAAUUUAGGGACCUUCUCUCUAUUGAGAAAGCCAGUGAACAGAUCAUGGAUUAUAUAAGUGGGAGGCCAAAGAGCUGAUGCAUUUGCACGCCAAAUAGAACACAACUUCGUCAUAGGAAUCAAUUCAAUACACUGGGAAGGUACAGAAUGCGGAAAAGACCACUGGAUGUGGCCAGGUGUCCAGUAUCUGCUGGAAUCAAGUGUCCUCAACAAUAUUUAUUGAUCCUGGCAGUAACUGCAAUAAUACAGUCCUCGAACUGCAAAAACCUUUGGGAAUCUUCAGCAGUCAAUGGAAUAAUGAAUGGAAACUCUGGAAAGGAUGGCCUUCAUGAACUGGUGGUCAGAAAAUUACCUUCUAGAGACACCCUGAAAGGAGAUGAUGCAAAAGCAUCCCGAUCCAGACGGGCAAUCAUCGAUAACAGUGGUGAGCAUCGAUCUUUGAAAGCUUCGCAGUGCACCGCUGCAGUUCUACAACAUGGCGCCGGCCAUCAUGCAACGCAGGCAUCGGGAAUCUCCGGCAGACUACUCGGGCCACCAGCCCCAUCAGGAGGCUUCCUUCAGCAGACACAUUCACCAGCAAAACACUCCUUCCGCAUCCCGGAUCAUGUGCAGUACCGGCAAUGAGCGGGGUUGUCGUGACCUGAGUGACAAAUUUGACUAUGGACCUGUCCCAGUGGCCCCAUUAAUGCUGCGUCAACCACAGGACCAAGCAGUGGUUCCUCCGAUGGACACGGUUGUGGAGGGCCAGCAACAGGCCCAGUUUGUCCCUCCGUAUUUCGCUGUAGCGAGGCCGUAUAUAGUCCACACAGACCACCACGAUUUUCCGGCAACAGAACCCGAAAGGUUGGGUGUCCUGCUGAACCCGAUCUCUGAUCAGCCAGUAAUUGGGGCCCCGCCGAUUGAAACCAUUAACUUGCAGCAUCCCUUCGGGCAUUUCCGGGAAGAUAUAACAUUCCUGCCUCGGGACAUUGAAUCACCACGGAUCUACAUCAACCCCAUGUUCGUGACCCCCGGGCAAAUCACAAACCCAAGCAAAAGUGAUCAAGGGCAACAACUCAUUCAAGAGAGCUCUCAUCACCAACAAGUAAACCAUGGCAUGUAUGCUGUUUUCGAUGGUCAGCCCCCAGCUGGGUGGUACUCCACCGAGGCCACAGUGACGCCAUCAACUACUCCCACCACGACCUCACUUCCACCAACACCGAUGAGUAGCACGGUGAAAUUCGCUGCUUGUUUCCAUCUACCACUCACUGAUUCGCCGGAAGUUGCCAAAAAUCUGCUGGAGGAGUUGAGCCAGCGAAUUUUGGAACAGGCUUCGCCAGCUCACCAAGAUAAUCGCAACAUCAUCAAGCAGAAAAACGAUCACUUGUUCGAGGUGCGAAUCAAUGCCAAACAACACGACAGCCAACAUCAUUCAAAGGCUUCAACCACUACCACAACACCACCAACGACAAUAGGUCAUGGUACCCAACAGGAACUGAAGACACAGACUAACCAUCACGCAGCCAGAAACAUUCCAGGAGUGCGAGGUCAAGGGCCCAGUGCAACCAGAGCAGAUGAUUUUGAAUAUGCUCAGCCUGAUGGCCCAGAGACCCCAAUUUUGGCAACCAUGCAAAACAGGCAGAACAAUGCUUUGGUCAUCCGCAUUGAGAACGCAGGGACGGACAAGAUCAAGGUUAGGAGACCACAAUUGCUGGUGGAUGAUGGAGAGCUGGAGAUACCAGCACAACCAGUGACGAAAAGGAAUAAGCAUGAACAAGACUUGAGCUUGGCACCAAUUGUAAGCUACAGGCUGAAGUUGGACAGGAAAACUGCUGGAGAUGUGGCUGCUGCCUUGGAGAACUAUAUCCUCAUGGAGAAGAUUGCCUACAUUACCAAGCACAGAGCCAUGAAACUGGCCCAACAGAGGUUUGACCAGGACAAAACAGCCGAAAACAGGGUUUCCCUGGAAGUAGCCAAAGCUGAAACUGAUGACGCCCUAGGUGUUCUCAAAAUGAAGAUCACCCAGUUCUUCACAAUUCAAGCAGCCUGUCUUGAGCACACCACUAACCAGCAUCCACUCCUAGAACUGCUCUCAACCACACACACCCCACUUACCCAGACCAUACCUGAAACUGUACCUGUGAUGGGGCCAAUGACUCGCAUGGAGCAAGUGCUAUCAUCUUCACGCCCAAAACAGUCGCUUCCUGUUGGGAUGGAAACUGAAAAGCCUGGGUUUCAGGAGUACAAAAGCACACUCUUGGCAGAGAAACUGCUACCAGAUGAUGAAGCUGAGUUGAAACCAGCAACUUUGACAAAGCGUUUGCAGGACUCUACCGAGGAAGCAGAGUACUUCAACUUGUCCCAGGAUGGACUUAACCUCAAGGCGGCACAUGCUGCACUUGAUGCUGAAAUUGACGCUGAAUUGAACCUUGCCACUCAAGUAAGGUCGAGCCUUUUUGACAGCCUGCUGAGGGACGCUGACAUAAACCCGAACUCGUCGCAAUACAUGUCCGACGCAGGAGACAGGAUGGACCUGGACCUGUUCUACACCACUCCAACCGGCACCAGCAACACAAGCAACAACAAGAACCCCAAGGCCAUCGGGUCUCUGCCAAAGCUCAACAAAGAGCAUGCUCAUCAUUUGCAGCGCAUCUCAGCCACGUUCCAGGACCCUGUGCGCCUGCGGGCACAGGCUGUGCGGGAUGCUGCAAAGCAGCUACAAGCAGAGCCAACUUCCAAGAUGGCCAAGGCCAAGUUUGCGGAUGCUGCUGCGCAGUUGAAGGCAGUCAAGACCCGGCUGAACAAGGCCAUCAUGUCGUACUUCCGGAUUUCAUUCGGGGACAGCUUGGAUGAGCAUGCCAUGGCUGCCAUGCUCAUUGACUUCAAGAAACAGUUCCCAAAGCCGACGGAAGCUCACAAGCGACAGGUGCCCACAACGUUCAAGCCUCAGCAUUUGCAACCCGCUGCAGACACACAUCGAGUGGUGCCAUCUGGUUUGAAAACCGGCCCAACGUCAAACAGAAAACGCCGCCAGGAAGCCACGCUGAAAUUUCUGCAGAACAGCAUCAACAAGUCAAUAAUGAAUAUUUUCAAAAAGCGCAAGCAGCCGAGAAAGGUCGCAUCUCGGAGUCGACGAAGUGUGUCAUCACCCAGCAGGGACCGGAAGCAGGAAUUCCUCUUGUCCAUAAUUCAUGAGAAGACCAAAGUUGAAGCGCUGACAAAGGAGGCCGCUGAGCAGUUUCACAAUCUGAAGGUCACGCAAAAUGACUCUGCAAGGCGAAUCUUCCUCAAUGUCAAGCAUAACUUGAGGAACUCCAAAAUUGAGUUGCUUAAAAAGAUGGAGCAACUAUUGGCCCAGAAGUUCAGAAAUGAAUUCACACUCAGCGAGUUGGAAACUAUGUGGGAGACGAUAACGUUGAAAAAGCCGUCGAAAACGAAAGUGGUGUCGAGACUGUCAACGUUUGCCAGGGACACCAACCCAAUUUCUCUCCAAAACAUCGGGCCAGCUUACUGGACACCUUUACAAAAGAGAGUAGAAGAAUUGCGAACUCAGUCCAGGGUCAAAAUGCUGGAUUAUUUGCGAGCAGAAACGCCGACCAAACGGAAAGAGUUCCUUGCGGCCCGGGAUGCAUUGCUGAGGGCCAAGUUACUUUUGCACGAACGGGUUCGUGCUGAAUUGAGAAAGCUUUUCGGGGAUCCGAAGACCAUGUCGAAAAAUGACUAUGCUGCCAUUUGGCGGUAUUUGCUUGGGUCGGGCGGAGAGGAUGCUUGA